UUUUGAAAACUGUGAGUUCCUGGAACAACAGUUCUCAGCUUCUUCCACCGGGACCCUUGUGUUUACCGCUUGUGGGAAAUCUUCUCAUAAUGGAUCAGAAAAGGCCUUACACGACCAUGGUGAAGGUAUCGGUUUUUCUCAUGGUGAGAACUGGAAAGUGAUGCGGCGGUUUGCCAUAACCACAUUGCGGGACUAUGGAAUGGGCAAGAGAACCAUAGAAGACAAAAUUGUUGAGGAAUGCAAUGUCUUGAUAAAGACAUUUGAAUCUCACGAAGGAAAACCUUUUGAGACCAUUACAAUUAUGAAUGCAGCUGUUGCCAAUAUUAUUGUGUCCAUUCUACUUGGCAAGCGAUUUAAAUAUGAAGAUCCUACAUUUCAACGACUACUACAAUUAAUUAAUGAAAAUGUCCAUCUCCUUGGAAGUCCCUCAGUCAUGCUGUAUAACAUGUUUCCUGCACUUGGCUUUCUGUUUGGUGCUCGUAAGAUCAUCCUUAAUAACAGAGAUGAGUUGCAUGCCUAUAUAACUGCCACGUUCUUAAACCACAUAGAAGAUCUCGACAAAAAUGAUCAGCGGAGCUUGAUUGAUACAUUUCUCAUCCAACAGCAAGAGGAGGAGAAAAGGAAGAAGAAGAAUGGUGGAUAUUUCCAUAAGGAAAAUCUGAAAAGUCUUAUGGUAGAUUUAUUUUCUGCCGGCAUGGAGACUACUUCUUCCACUCUAUGCUGGGGCAUCUUGCUAAUGAUGAAGUACCCUGAAAUUCAAAAAAAAGUCCAGGCAGAGAUUGACAAUGUUGUUGGACCUGUUCAGCCCAUGAUUGAACACCGAAUAAGAAUGCCAUACACAGAUGCCGUGGUCCAUGAAGUUCAAAGGUUUCGUGAUAUCCUCCCAACCAAUCUGCCACGUACUACCACUGUGGAUGUUACUCUCAAAGGCUACUUCAUUCCAAAGGGAACUCAUGUCAUUCCGUUGCUGACUUCUGUGCUCCAUGAUGAAUCGCAGUGGGAGAAGCCUCAUGAGUUCUAUCCUGAGCAUUUUCUCGACUCCUCAGGAAAGUUUGUCAAAAGAGAUGCAUUCAUGCCUUUCUCUGCAGGUCGUAGAAUGUGUGCAGGUGAGAACCUGGCCAAAAUGGAGCUCUUCCUGUUCUUUACGAGCCUCCUGCAGAGAUUCACCUUCCAGCCACCUCCUGGAACCUCUAAAGAAGACCUGGACCUCACCCGAGCAGUUGGGUUGACAACACCUCCCAUGCCCUUCCACAUCUGUGCUCUGCCACGCUGAGAUGUCUCAAGAUCACAGAAUGCUUCACCUGUAUGUUGAGCAUUGAUAAGCAUUCUUGGCUCUGAAGUUAAAUCUGAUGUGGCAGCCCCUUUACUGAAAAGUGAGAAGAAGAAAUGCUUAAUGGAAUUCACCAUAUAGUUAUAGGAAUUAUGUGCAGUCCUGAUGAAUCCCACAAAGCUCAUAGUGAUACAUCAUUUAGUUUAAAAAUAGGAAUUUGUUUCAUGUGGUAUUAAUCAGAAUCAAGGCUCUGCUUAUGUUUUACAGUCUCAACCUUUUAUCUACAUUGUGUAAUUCUUCCAUCUGUUUCUUGAUCACAUCAAGCUGUGACCGAUCCAUUUGUUUCUGGAUCACAGUAAUGUCUGACACAAUUUUGACAGUGGAAGGUUUGUACAUACCCGAGUACU
Pogona vitticeps (central bearded dragon) is the source of this 1677-nucleotide messenger RNA. The record is from RefSeq and is a predicted model, not a curated record. NCBI's taxonomy places the organism in Eukaryota, Metazoa, Chordata, Lepidosauria, Squamata, Agamidae.